UUUUGUUUUUCUGAUCAGACUCCAAGCAGAUUCAAGUUUACUUUUUCCUUCAUCUCCAUUCAAGCCGGUUGUGAGUGCUGAAUGUGAAUUUGCGCCAAAUUCAUAUAAAAUAGUGUCUAUAUCCUUAAUCGGCAACAAUUAAGAUAUUUUUAUAAUUACUUCUUUAGUUCCUACUCAAACACAAAUAGGAUAAAAUGAAGCCACAAUACAAAGUUGCCGAUAUCAACCUUGCUGAGUAUGGUCGCAAAGCCAUCAUAAUCGCGGAGAAUGAGAUGCCUGGCCUAAUGGCCAUUCGUAAGAAGUAUGGUCCACAAAAGGUGUUGAAGGGUGCACGUAUUGCUGGCUGUCUCCAUAUGACAGUACAAACCGCCGUAUUGAUAGAGACACUCGUGGAGCUGGGCGCAGAAGUUCAAUGGUCAAGCUGUAAUAUAUUCAGUACACAAGAUCAUGCAGCUGCAGCUAUCGCGAAGACUGGCGUACCAGUUUAUGCCUGGAAGGGUGAGACCGAUGAGGAAUACUUAUGGUGCAUUGAGCAGACUCUGGUAUUCGCUGAUGAUAAGCCAUUGAAUUUGAUUCUCGAUGACGGGGGCGAUUUAACUAACUUGGUGCACGAAAAGUUCCCACAGUACCUUAAAGACAUCAAGGGCUUGAGCGAAGAAACCACAACCGGUGUACAUAAUUUGUACAAAAUGAUGAAGGAAGGUCGACUAGGUGUUCCUGCCAUCAAUGUUAACGACUCGGUGACGAAGAGCAAAUUCGAUAAUCUAUACGGUUGUCGCGAAUCGCUAAUUGAUGGUAUUAAGCGCGCCACAGACGUCAUGAUCGCUGGUAAAGUAUGCUGCGUUGCCGGCUACGGUGAUGUCGGCAAAGGUUGCGCACAAGCGUUACGUGGCUUUGGCGGACGUGUUAUUGUCACAGAAAUCGAUCCAAUAAUCGCUUUGCAGGCUGCAAUGGAAGGCUAUGAAGUUACCACCAUGGAAGAGGCAUGCAAGGAAGCGACUAUUUUUGUAACCACCACAGGCUGCAAGGACAUCAUCACUGGCGCUCACUUCCUACACAUGCCCGACGAUGCGAUCGUUUGCAACAUUGGUCAUUUCGAUUGUGAAAUUGAUGUAGCUUGGCUUAAUGCCAAUGCCAAGGAGAAGAUAAAUGUUAAGCCACAAGUGGACCGUUAUACGCUCUCCAAUGGACGUCAUAUUAUUUUGCUCGCCGAAGGACGUUUGGUAAAUUUGGGUUGCGCGCACGGUCAUCCCAGCUUCGUGAUAAAAGGAUCAAAUUACCCAUCGUGCACUGCUUCGGAUAAUAGUAAAUAA
Messenger RNA from Rhagoletis pomonella (apple maggot), 1313 nucleotides. Its product is annotated as adenosylhomocysteinase-like. Gene Ontology annotation, biological process: L-methionine cycle. NCBI's taxonomy places the organism in Eukaryota, Metazoa, Arthropoda, Insecta, Diptera, Tephritidae. The record is from RefSeq and is a predicted model, not a curated record. The coding region runs from base 195 to 1313 and encodes 372 amino acids. Gene Ontology annotation, cellular component: cytosol. Gene Ontology annotation, molecular function: adenosylhomocysteinase activity. The transcript is spliced from 6 exons.